AUGGCCUCCACAAACAAGAUCGAAAAGAAACCAAUUAGUUUCUCCAAUAUCCUUCUAGGUGCGGGUUUGAACAUGUCUGAGGUCACAACCUUGGGCCAACCUUUAGAAGUCAUCAAGACCACCAUGGCUGCCAACAGAUCCUUAACCAUGGCCCAAGCUGCUAGACUCGUUUGGAGUCGUGGUGGAGUCUUGGGAUUCUAUCAAGGUUUAAUCCCAUGGGCUUGGAUUGAGGCCAGUACCAAAGGUGCCGUGUUGUUGUUUGUCUCCGCUGAAGCUGAAUACCGGUUCAAGACGUUGGGAUUCAGUUCUUUUGUCAGUGGAAUGGGUGGUGGUAUUGCUGGUGGUUUGGCGCAAGCUUACUUGACAAUGGGGUUCUGUACGUGUAUGAAGACUGUUGAAAUCACUAGAGCCAAACAAGCAGCCGUUAGUGGUGCACCACAACAAACCAGUUUCCAAGUGUUUAAAGAUAUUUACAAAAGAGAGGGUAUUAGGGGUAUCAACAAGGGUGUUAAUGCCGUUGCAAUUCGUCAAAUGACCAAUUGGGGCUCCCGUUUUGGAUUUUCGAGGUUGGCCGAAGACGGAAUUAGAAAAUUGACUGGCAAGAGUGAAAAUCAAAAAUUGUCCAAUGUUGAAAAGAUCGCAAGUAGUGUUGUUGGUGGUGGGUUGAGUGCUUGGAAUCAACCAAUUGAAGUUAUUAGAGUUGAAAUGCAAAGUAAAACCAAUGAUCCAAACAGACCAAAGAAUUUGAGCGUUUGGGGUGCUGCUAAAUAUAUAUACCAAAACAACGGUGUCAAGGGGUUGUAUAGAGGCGUUACACCAAGAAUUGGAUUGGGUGUAUGGCAGACUGUGUUUAUGGUUGCCUUUGGUGAUAUUUUCAAGAGAUUGUUAAACACUGAAGGAACUGGACAUUAA
Lodderomyces theae is the source of this 912-nucleotide messenger RNA. RefSeq names its product Yhm2p (gene YHM2). The transcript has a single exon. Bases 1 to 912 code for a protein of 303 amino acids. Gene Ontology annotation, molecular function: tricarboxylate secondary active transmembrane transporter activity. Gene Ontology annotation, biological process: mitochondrial citrate transmembrane transport; alpha-ketoglutarate transport. Lineage: Eukaryota; Fungi; Ascomycota; Pichiomycetes; Serinales; Debaryomycetaceae. Gene Ontology annotation, cellular component: mitochondrion. The record is from RefSeq and is a predicted model, not a curated record.